Hyaloscypha bicolor E is the source of this 801-nucleotide messenger RNA. RefSeq names its product isochorismatase. Lineage: Eukaryota; Fungi; Ascomycota; Leotiomycetes; Helotiales; Hyaloscyphaceae. Bases 1 to 801 code for a protein of 266 amino acids. The transcript has 3 exons. The record is from RefSeq and is a predicted model, not a curated record.
AUGAGUUCAGGCAUCACGUUCGGUCCGGCAGACCAACAAUGGCAUUACUCUCCAUCAACAAGGACUUACGACCUGUCUGGAGGGGUUGGGAAGAGGUUGACAAUCGCAACAACUGAGGGCCCAAAGGAGACAUUAAUCACAAUUGCGCCCGAAGCAACGGCCCUCGUGAUAGUUGACAUGCAGAAUUUUUUCCUCGAUUCGGAGUCAAUGGAUCAUCCCCACGGCUUGAGUGCUGUGGAACCUACAAUCAAGGUCAUUGAGAAAUGCAGAGAGGAAGGGAUACAGAUAAUUUGGCUCAAUUGGGGUUUAACAGAUGAAGACAUGACCACCCUCCCGGCAGCAGUUGCACGGGGCUUUAUGAGUGAUACUCUGCAAGCUACCACGAAUGCUCGAAGGCCAUGGAUUGGCCUUGGGACCGACCUAGGAGAAGGCAAAGGACGUUGUCUCUUUGCCGGCACAUGGAAUGCAGACAUCUACCCUCCUCUCAAAGUACACGCCCACCCCUCCGACGUCCGCUGUGCCAAAAAUCGCAUGUCCGGGCUCUGGUCUCCAGAACAACCACUCUGGAAGACACUAAAAGCCGAGGAGAAGAAUACAAUACUGUUUACAGGCGUUAAUACGGACCAGUGUGUCCUUGGCACAUUCGUGGACGGAUAUAAUGCCGGGUUUAACUGUGUGAUGGUGGACGACUGCUGCGGCACGACUACAGAGGGCGGAAAAGAGAUCACAUUUUAUAACGUUGCUACUUCGUAUGGGUUUAUCACUAAUAGUGCGAGUCUACUCGCCGCUAAAGUGGGGUAA